Macrobrachium nipponense is the source of this 2445-nucleotide messenger RNA. Its product is annotated as basic proline-rich protein-like. The record is from RefSeq and is a predicted model, not a curated record. The transcript has 6 exons. Lineage: Eukaryota; Metazoa; Arthropoda; Malacostraca; Decapoda; Palaemonidae. The coding region runs from base 1 to 2445 and encodes 814 amino acids.
AUGGGCAUCACCCACCUGUCCCGGGACACCUGGCAGACCUCGCCCACCCGUCCCGAAAAACCUGGCGGGCCGCGCCUGCCCGACCCGGGACACCUGGAGGGCCACGCCAGCCCGUCCAGGGACACCUGGCGGGCCGUGCCCGCCCGUCCUGGGACACCUGGCGGGCCUCAGAUGGCCCUUCCCGGAACCCGUAGCGGGCCUCGCCCACCCGUCAAGGGACGGCCUGGCGGGCCUCGCCCCGCCCGUCCGGGACACCUGGCGGGCCCUGCCGACCAAUCCCAAGACACCUGGGGACCAGGGCCCCGCGGGCCUCCGCCCAGCCAGGUCGCUCCAGGGACCGGCAGGCCUCCGCCCCCAGCUCGCCAGGCGUCCCGGGGACCGGCCGGCCUCCGCCCGCCAGGCGUCCCAGGGACGGCGGGACGCCUGGCGGGCCGCUGCCCGCCCGCCGUUCCCGGAACGCCUGGCGGCCGCUGCCCGCCCGUCCCCGGGACGCCUGGCGGGCGGAGGCCCGCCGUCCCACCCCGCGACGCCUGCAGGGCGGGGGACCCGCCCACCCGUCCCCGGGACGCCUGGCGGGCGGAGGACCCCGUCCCCGGGACGGCCAGGCGGGUCGGAGGCAGGCCCGCCCGUCCCCGGGACGCCUGGCGGGCGGAGGCCCGCCGGUCCCUGGGAGCCCUGGCGGGCAGAGGCCCGCCGGUCUCCGGAAGCCUGGCGGGCGGAGGCCCGCUGUCCCCGGGACGCCUGGCGGGCGGAGGCCGGCCGGUCCUGGGGCGCCUGGCGGGCGGAGGCCCGCCGGUCCCCGGGACGCCACGGCGGGCGCGGAGGCCCGCUGGUCCCCGGGACGCCUGGCUGCGGAGGCCCGCCGGUCCCCGGGACGCCUGGCGGGCGGAGGCCCGCGGCCCCCGGGACCCCUGGCGGGAGCAGGCCGCGGGCCCCCGUGACCCCUGGCGGGCGCAGGCCCGCCGGCCCCCAGGACACCUGGGUGGCGGGAGCAGGCCCGCCGGCCCGCCGGGCCCCCGGGACGCCUGGCGGGCGCAGGCCCGCCGGCCCCCGGGACGCCUGGCGGGCAGAGGCCCGCGGUCCCCGGGACGCCUGGCGGGCGGAGGCCCGCGGUCCCCGGGACGCCUGGCGGAGGAGGCCCGCCGGUCCCCGGGGACGCCUGGCGGCCGGAGGCGCCGGUCCCCGGGAGCCUGGCAGCCGGAGGCCCGCCGGUCCCCGGGACGCCUGGCGGGCCGCUGCCCGCCCGUCCUAGGGACGCCUGGCGGGCCGCUGCCCGCCCGCCCCGUUCCCGGAACGCCUCCGGCGGGCCGCUGCCCGCCCGUACCCCGGGACGCCUGGCGGGCGGAGGCCCGCCCGUCCCCGCGACGCCUUGCGGGCGGGGGCCCGCCCGUCCCCGCCCCGGGACGCCUGGCGGGCGGAGGCCCACCCAGGCCCGCCGGUCUAAGGGAAAGCCUGGCGGGCGGAGGCCCGCCUGUCCCCAGGGACGCCUGGCGGGCGGAGGAGGCCGGCCGUCCCUGGGGCGCCUGGCGGGCGGAGGCCCGCCGGUCCCCGGGACGCCUGGCGGGCGGAGGCCCGCUGGUCCCGGGACGCCCUCGGCGGGCGGAGGCCCGCCGGUCCCCGGGACGCCUGGCGGGAGGAGGCCCGCCGGUCCCCGGGGACGCCUGGCGGCCGGAGGAGGCCCGCCGGUCCCCGGGACCGCCUGGCAGCCGGAGGCCCGCCGGUCCCGGGACGCCUGGGGGGCGGUGGCCCGCGGUCCCUGGGAGGCCUGGCGGGCCCCCACCGGUCCCCGGGACGCCUGGCAGGAGGAGGCCCGCCGGUCCCCGGGACGCAUGGCGGGCGGAGGCCUGCCGGUCCCCGGGAUGCAUGGCGGGCGGAGGCCCGCCGGUCCCCGGGACGCCUCCUGGCGGGCUGGGGCCCGCCGCCGUCCCCGGGACGCCUGGCGGUACUCUGCCCGUCCGUCCCCGGGACGCCUGGCGGGCCACUGCCGCCUGUCCCAGGGACGCCUGGCGGGCCGCUGCCCGCCCGUCCCGUAACGCCUGCCCGCUGGCCGCUGCCCGCCUCCCCAUGAAGCCCUGGCGGGCGGAGGCCAGCCCGUCCCCGGUACGCCUGGUGGCGAGGCCCGCCCGUCCCAUGAACGCCCUGGCGGGCGGAGGCCCGCCCGUCCCCGGGACGCCUGGCUGGCGGAGGCCCGCCGGUCCCCCGGGACGCCUGGCGGGCGGAGGCCGCCGGUCCCCGGGACGCCUGGCGGGAGGCAGGCCGCCGGCGGGACCCCUUGCGGGAGGCCCAGCCCGGCCCCAGUCCCCGGGACCCUUGGCGGGCGCAGGCCCGCCCAGUCCCCGGACGCCUGGCGGGCGCAGGCCCGCCGUCCCCGGGACGCUGGCGGGCGGAGGCCCGCCGUCCCGGGACGCUUGGCGGGCCUCUCCAACCCGCCCGUCCUCGGUUUAA